This is a messenger RNA of Apis florea (little honeybee), 1135 nucleotides long. RefSeq names its product translationally controlled tumor protein (gene Tctp). The record is from RefSeq and is a predicted model, not a curated record. Gene Ontology annotation, cellular component: cytoplasm. NCBI's taxonomy places the organism in Eukaryota, Metazoa, Arthropoda, Insecta, Hymenoptera, Apidae. Gene Ontology annotation, molecular function: calcium ion binding.
GUGCAGCGACGCUGGCUCUCGCUUCGAGUACUGCGCUCCCUUCCGGUUCGCUCUUUUCGGGUGACUGAGUCUUAUUUAGUUUAGCUGUAAUUAAAUCUUUCUCCAUCUUCCACCAUGAAGAUCUACAAAGAUAUUUUCACCGGUGAUGAGAUGUUCUCAGAUACUUAUAAAAUAAAAUUGGUUGAUGAUGUUCUAUAUGAAGUAUAUGGCAAGGUAAUUACUCGUAAAUCAGGUGACAUAGAAAUUGCUGGUUUUAACCCAUCUGCUGAAGAAGCUGAUGAAGGAACAGAUGAAUCGGUAGAAUCUGGUGUUGACAUAGUCAUGAAUCAUCGACUUCAAGAAACUUUUGCAUUUGGUGAUAAAAAAUCUUAUACUUUAUACUUAAAAGAUUAUAUGAAAAAAUUGGUAGCAAAGUUAGAAGAACAAGCUCCUGAUCAAGUAGAAGUUUUUAAAAAGAACACAAAUAAAGUAAUGAAAGACAUAUUGAGUCGUUUUAAUGACUUACAAUUUUUCACUGGUGAAUCUAUGGACAUUGAUGGUAUUGUUGCGUUAUUAGAAUAUCGCGAGAUCGAUGAUGAAUCUGUGCCUGUACUCAUGUUAUUCAAGCAUGGUCUUGAAGAACAAAAGUUCUAAAUAAGUUUAGGUAUACAACAAAUUGUGGAAAAAAUAUUAUAAACUCAAAUCAAGACUGUACACAAUGCUGAAAAGCUUGUGAAAUUUAGUUAAUGGAAAACACGAUUUUACUUCCAAUCUUAUUCUAUAACGCAGUUAACUUAUUUUUUUUAAACAACAAUCGAUGCCAGUCUCAGUGGAACUAAUAAUUGUAAAUAUAUAACUGACUGAAGGGAGAAUAUUACAAAGCACAUUAUCCCUUCAAUUAUAUUAUCUGUAUCUGAUUUCGCUGUAGUGUUUAUAACAUUAAUUUUUUACUUUUUUUUAUUGGUCACUUAUUAGAGAAUUUAAUUUAUAAUUCGAAAAUGGAAGAUGGGGAAAGAAGUUUGCAGCGAUGAAAAUAUCAAAAUAUACAUCUAAUUAUUGUUAACAUCAAAAAAUAUCUGUGGGUAACAAUUACAUCUGAAACAUACUCUGUAUAAUGUCCAUCACGAAUAAAAAGGUGUUUUCAUAAUUAUGCUUA